GUUGAGAAUUGAAGAAUUCAAUCAUUGUACGAUUCUUGCGACGGACGACAACUUUGGAUCAUCGCUCCGGGCCUACCAAAGUAAAGAAGAACAAUAAUGACAGCGCCAAUGGAUGUCGAUAACUUGAUGAGCCGUUUGCUCAAUGUCGGCAUGUCCGGUGGAAGACUGACAACUUCUGUCAACGAGCAGGAACUCCAGACUUGCUGUGCUGUGGCCAAAUCGGUAUUCGCCUCCCAAGCAUCACUCCUGGAGGUUGAGCCGCCGAUCAUCGUGUGCGGAGAUAUCCACGGACAGUACUCGGAUCUCUUGCGCAUCUUUGACAAGAACGGAUUCCCGCCUGAUGUCAAUUUCCUGUUCCUUGGAGACUAUGUGGAUCGUGGAAGACAGAAUAUCGAGACGAUCUGUUUGAUGUUAUGUUUCAAGAUCAAGUAUCCAGAGAACUUCUUCAUGCUUCGUGGAAACCACGAGUGCCCAGCCAUCAACCGUGUUUAUGGGUUCUACGAGGAGUGCAACCGUCGUUACAAGUCGACUCGUCUCUGGUCAAUCUUCCAGGACACUUUCAACUGGAUGCCUCUCUGUGGACUCAUUGGUUCCCGCAUCCUUUGCAUGCAUGGUGGUCUGUCCCCACAUCUUCAAACUCUUGAUCAACUUCGCCAACUGCCACGCCCCCAGGAUCCACCAAAUCCAUCGAUCGGAAUCGACUUGUUGUGGGCUGACCCUGAUCAAUGGGUGAAGGGAUGGCAGGCAAAUACUCGUGGAGUCUCUUAUGUCUUUGGACAGGAUGUUGUUGCUGACGUUUGCUCGAGACUUGACAUCGACUUGGUUGCUCGUGCACAUCAAGUCGUUCAAGACGGCUACGAGUUCUUUGCCUCCAAGAAGAUGGUCACCAUUUUCUCGGCACCUCACUACUGCGGACAGUUUGACAAUUCGGCUGCAACAAUGAAGGUCGAUGAGAACAUGGUCUGCACUUUCGUCAUGUACAAGCCAACUCCGAAGUCCAUGCGUCGAGGAUAAGCUCUGCAAACUGUCACCACCAUCCAACCAACCAACCAAAUGAGAUAAAUCAGUUGAAGUCUGUGUGUUUAAAUGAAUGAAUGAUUGAGGAAAAUUC
Messenger RNA from Caenorhabditis elegans, 1111 nucleotides. It is a transcript of the gene gsp-3, whose product is annotated as Serine/threonine-protein phosphatase PP1-gamma. Gene Ontology annotation, biological process: regulation of pseudopodium assembly; amoeboid sperm motility; egg-laying behavior. Gene Ontology annotation, cellular component: cytoplasm; chromatin; pseudopodium. NCBI's taxonomy places the organism in Eukaryota, Metazoa, Nematoda, Chromadorea, Rhabditida, Rhabditidae. The transcript is spliced from 4 exons. The record is from RefSeq and is marked reviewed. Bases 97 to 1014 code for a protein of 305 amino acids. Gene Ontology annotation, molecular function: protein serine/threonine phosphatase activity; hydrolase activity.